Schizophyllum commune H4-8 is the source of this 1854-nucleotide messenger RNA. RefSeq names its product Creatinase/aminopeptidase. The transcript is spliced from 7 exons. Lineage: Eukaryota; Fungi; Basidiomycota; Agaricomycetes; Agaricales; Schizophyllaceae. The record is from RefSeq and is a predicted model, not a curated record. Bases 59 to 1690 code for a protein of 543 amino acids. Gene Ontology annotation, molecular function: manganese ion binding; metalloaminopeptidase activity.
CUCCGUUCGUCCUCCCUCGACCAUCUGAGGCUCGAAUCCUUGGUCUCUUCCUGCCAUCAUGGUGUACCCGGCUCAGAAGCAUGUGCUCAAGGUCUUCGGGGAGAUAGUCAAGGCGCUACCGCCUUCAGAACAGGCAAAGCCUCAAGUCCUCUUACUCGCAGGAGAAGUAACGCCAUACCGCAAUGACACCGAUCGCGAGAUGCACUUCCGACAAGAGUCCAACUUCUACUAUGUGACUGGAUGCAAUGUCCCUUCCGCGCACUUGCUAUCCACCUUCCAGCUCGGAACCUCGUUCGAGACCAUGCCCACUGUAGACCUCUUUAUCCCGCCUACUGAGCCCGCCGACAUCAUGUGGUCAAUCCCUCCCCCGACCGCAGAGGCAGCGAAGCAAACGCACGACGUAACGAAAGUAGACUACACUUCUACACUCCCGGAUGCGAUCGCGACUCUGCUGAAGGCCUUCCCGGAAGCCCUCUUCCAUACCCUACCGCGCGCGUCGCCGCUCUUCCCCUUCCUCCGCGAGGAGUAUGCAGACAUGAUCAUGAAGAGCGACGGCGCGAUCACGGAUGCAUAUCUCCUACCUGCCCUACACCGUGCGCGUCUGGUCAAGGACGAGGAAGAGGUCGCCUUGAUCCGCAAAGCCAAUGCAAUCAGCUCGCGCGCGCAUGAGGUCGUCAUGCGCGUCCUUGGGAAAGCUGUCAAGGGCCUGGUCGAGCGGGGAGCAGGCGCAGGCACCGAUCGCCCUCUCCUCCCCGGGGAUUGGCUAAUUGAGAAGGAGGCCGAGGCGGAAGCAAUCUUCGUCGCCUCCACGCGACGAGAAGGCGCGAUCCACCAAGCCUACCUCCCCAUCGUCGCCGCCUCGAACCGCGCCUCAACCCUCCACUACUGCUGCAACGACCGCGAGUUUGCCUGGGGCCCUGUCGACCCGCACGACCACUCGAACAAGCAGGCGUUCGCGCAGGGGCAGGACCAGUCCCUCCUCCCGCAGGUCCUCCUCAUUGACGCCGGCUGCGAGUGGUCGAACUACGCCGCGGAUAUCACGCGCACGAUGCCCGUGGGUAAUGGCGGCAAAUUCAGCCCCGAGGCGCGCGAGAUCUACAAGCUCGUGCACCAGAUGCAGAAAGAUGCGUUCGCGAUCCUGGAGCCGGGUGUGCACUGGGACAAAGUCCACGCCCUCACGCACCGCGUCCUCGUCAACGGCUUCAUCAAGCUCGGCAUCUUCAAGUGCCCGGCGGACAAGCAGCUCUCCAACGACGAUCUCGAAGCCGUCGUCUUCAACCUCGGCCUCAGCUGGCCCUUCUACCCGCACGGGCUCGGGCACAGUCUCGGCAUGGACGUGCACGAUGUGCCGAGCGCGUCGAAGCCUGCGGUCAACGACUCGCUACUUCAGCUGACGCCGGAGGAGACGGGGCCGAAGGCGCUGUUUGAGUACCUGAGACUGCGACUUCCUUUGGAAGAGGGGAUGGUCGUGACCGUCGAGCCCGGCUGCUACUUCCACCCGCACCUCCUCGCGCCCAUCUACGAGAAGCGGUCGGAGUACAUCGACUAUGACGUUCUGAAGAAGUACGAGGGCAUGGGCGGGGUGCGCAUCGAGGACUGCGUGCUGAUCACGAAGAACGGGUACGAGAACCUGACGACGGUGAAGUCGGACGUGGAAUGGGUUGAGGGGGUAUGCUCUGGGGAGCUGUAAUCCUUGGAUGGUUGUACAAUUCUAGUGAAGUGUAUGUAUAACAGCAUGUAUCGAAGGAUAUCUACGUCGGUGUAUAGAAGGGCAUGUCCAGUCCUUGGCUGCAAGACCGUUGAACUCGAUGGCGUCUCGCGAGUGACCAUUAAUCGUACCGGAUAAGAAUCCGC